UAUAAAUAAAAAUGACUGACAUACUAAGUAUUAUGGAGUCGACCGACUCAAUCCCAUAUGAUAAGAAAAAAACUUGAUAUGUUGUUAUGCUAGAAAAAGAUACAAAGAAAAUUUGUUGUUUAAAUCACAAGUCAUAACUAUAAGGAAAAUACUUAGGUACACUUGGUGUAUGCGCCCAUUCAUGUUCUGAAUGGUUAGGAUUACGCAACGUCCUCCAACAAUUUUGGAUUGCCCUAGUCUAAAAAUUACUUGUUGAGGUAGCACAAUUCCAAUCACAUGAUGCAUUGGUGGGUCCAUACAUUAUGGCUCACUCCUCCCUCUGAGUUUACUUGUGUCGGGCACGCUUUAUGUUGUUUGAUACGAAUAAUAUAAUAUUUCACAUCACAUAUGAUGGGAACAUAUGUUAUUUAAUUUGGAAACAACACCUUAUACAUUCCCAAUUCAUCCAUUAAUUUAAGCCUUCUUUUGAACAGCCACUUUGCAGUAGCAUUCAUACAAGUAAUAAAUAGGCUUAUGACUUUGUCAUUGAAGCUUAGUAGGGAGCAAAUAUAUUACUAGUUUCAUAGAUUGUCUGACUGUAACGGGAGAAAUUAACCUAGACUUGAUCUACCAAGUCUAACAUGAUAUGUAAGAAGACAACGAGUUGGGUUUGCUCCUCCUGCGCAUAAUUUUCAAGUGUUGAACUAAAAAAGUAUACCAAGUGAUAGCAGUAUCAAUACAUACAUACAUACAUAUAUAUAUAUAGGAACAAAAAAAAGAUCUUAUUGUUUCUUCAAUGAUACUUAAUUUUUAAUGAACCUUUGAGUAGAAUUCGAUCCCAGAUAAAGUUCUGACCAUAAUAGAUCUCGUAAGAUUCUCAAGAAAUUCUUCAAUUUCUUCCAAAAUUGUGAAUAGCGGAGACAUUGAAGAAUAUCCAGAAAACCAUUUCGGGAAUCAGUUUGAUUCUAUGUUUGAAGAUAGGAAGGAUCUCAAAGAAUCGAUAUUUCUUUUACUUGUUGAAUCUCUCUUUAAUUGAUGUGUUAUAUUCUGAAUGCUCAUAUAUAUAUAUAUAUAUAUAUAUAUACACGCGCGCGCGGGCGCUAGCCCUUCUAUAGAAUACAAUUGGAAAGCUGCAUCAAUUCUGCGAUGGCAUCAAUGCAAGGGGCACAGUAAAACGAAUCCAUAGAGCCGCCAGCCAGAUGGGUUGUUUCUCAGCAUAGACAUCAUUUCCAAAAGGAAAAUGACAAGAAAAUUCUGUUCAAUUGCUAUAGCAGAUGAGAUGCCAAUCUCCCAUAGUUCCAAGGAGAGUGAAUCCAUUUCCAUCCAUCAAAUGCAUUUGGAUUUUCCUGUUAUUGGGAUGAAAAAAAAAUUGUUUUAUAUAUCCACAAAGGGAUCAACGAAAUAUAACAAUCCAAUAGGAGCUGGAUCGUCGUAACCUAUGCACAAUCGGAGCUGGAUCGAUCUAUAUAUAUGUGCUCGUACGUUUACGUGAUCGUCUUCCAAUCUUCUUGAAGCUCCAAAUCCAAUGGACUUACAGGGCGAGACAAUGGCCGGAGAAUCAUCUUCGUCUUCCCGUUGGAGGUACAAUUCGCCGCUGGUUCAGGUUACCCUGAUCGGACUCGUCUGUUUUUGCUGCCCAGGGAUGUUCAACGCCCUGACCGGAAUGGGCGGCGGCGGGCAAGUCGACCACACCGCCGUUAACAACGCCAACACCGCCCUCUACACCACCUUCGCCGUCUUCGGCGUCCUCGGCGGCGGGAUCUACAACGUCCUCGGCCCACGCGCCACCCUCUCCGCCGGCUGCUCCACCUAUGUCCUCUACGCCGGCUCCUUCCUGUACUACAACCACUUCCACCAUCAGUUAUUCGCCAUCUUCGCCGGCGCCCUGCUCGGAGUUGGCGCCGGCCUCCUCUGGGCCGGCCAAGGGGCCAUCAUGACCUCUUACCCACCGUCCAACCGCAAAGGCACCUUCAUUUCCCUCUUCUGGAGCAUCUUCAACAUGGGCGGCGUCAUCGGCGGGCUCAUCCCCUUCAUCCUCAACUACCACAGCACCGCCGCCUCCGUCAACGACGGCACGUACAUUGGCUUCAUGAUCUUCAUGUCCAUCGGCACCGUUCUUGCCCUCACCAUUCUCCAUCCCAGCCGUGUAAUCCGCGACGAUGGUUCUCGCUGCACUAACAUCAAGUACUCGAGCGUCGUCGUUGAAGCCAUUGAAAUUGUCAAGCUGUUCCUCAACUGGAGGAUGCUUCUGAUUUUUCCGGCGGCCUGGGCGAGCAACUUCUUCUACAAUUACCAGUUCAACAAUGUUAAUGGGGUUUUGUUCAAUCUGAGGACCAGGGGGUUGAACAAUGUGUUCUACUGGGGAGCACAGAUGAUCGGAUCCGCCAUGAUCGGCUAUGUGAUGGAUUUCAGCUGCAAGAGCAGGAGAACCAGAGGGCUUGUCGGAAUUGGGAUCGUUGGUUUGCUUGGAACCGCAAUUUGGUCCGGUGGGCUAGUAAACCAGCUCAAGUACACUCGCCACGACAAGCUGAAGCUGCUAGAUUUCAAGGACUCUGGUUCUGAUUUCGCCGGGCCAUUCGUCUUGUACUUCGCAUACGGACUACUGGAUGCCAUGUUCCAGAGCAUGGUUUACUGGGUCAUUGGAGCUCUGGCCGAUGAUUCCGAGACCCUUAGCAGGUAUACCGGAUUCUAUAAGGGAGUGCAGAGUGCCGGGGCGGCAGUUGCCUGGCAAAUCGAUGUUCACAACGUGCCGUUCUUGUUCCAGCUAAUUUCAAACUGGGUGAUGACGACGAUAAGCUACCCGCUCUUAGCGCUGCUGGUCAUGCUGGCUGUGAAAGACGAGGCCCCCAUCGAGACUGAAUCCCCAAAGGAGGUGACUCAUAGGCCAUCCAUUCCUGCCUCCCCAAAUGUGUCACGAGCGCAAGGGCAUUUUAGGGCAUAUGACUAAUAAUAGAUUAUAUGUACUUUUUUCUUUGUGUACUUGCCGCUUUGCUGACUUGUACCUGAUGGGGGAAAUCAGGCUUUUUAUUUUUUAUUC
This is a messenger RNA of Diospyros lotus (date-plum), 3016 nucleotides long. Its product is annotated as UNC93-like protein 1. Lineage: Eukaryota; Viridiplantae; Streptophyta; Magnoliopsida; Ericales; Ebenaceae. Bases 1505 to 2926 code for a protein of 473 amino acids. The record is from RefSeq and is a predicted model, not a curated record. The transcript has 2 exons.